Molecule: messenger RNA, 1098 nt
Organism: Hydatigera taeniaeformis
Lineage: Eukaryota; Metazoa; Platyhelminthes; Cestoda; Cyclophyllidea; Taeniidae
Source: the annotation of a GenBank genome assembly
AUGCCUACGUCCAAUUCUAAUUCUGUGUCCGAAGAAGAAUGCGAUUUGCGACAGUGUGCAGAGUGGUUGAACCGGUGUCGUAUCAUUCCAGAUGAUCACCCUACUUUGAUGCCUGACGGGUGCGGUCUGCAGCUAGUUCAGACUCUUAUGGAUGGUGUCAAACUUUGCAAUCUUUUAAGCACUUUAACGAACGGCGAAGUGGAUCCAAGGAAAAUGAAGGACUUUAGUCCACAGACACAGCAGUCGCCGUUUUUAUGUUUCAAAAAUAUCCGCUUAUUUGUGAAACUGUGCGAAGACGAGUUUGGAAUUGAUAAAAAUUUCCUCAUUGAACCAGGGGAUUUGUAUCAUGCAAAAAACUUUGGAAAAGUCAUCGAGCUUUUAUCACGGCUGUCUCGUUGCAGUCGCGCUCAGCUCUCAGGAAUACCGGAAGACAUGCACGUCACUGCAGAAUCUAACUAUGCUGAUAUGGAAGAGGAGACUAAUGAAAUCGUUUAUGAUACGAUAGUUCAUGGUGGAAAAGGCUCCACGACGAAAUAUAAGUGGCCGUUGUCAAAGUGGCUUUCAUCACAGGAAUUGGAAGAGAUUUUCAAGUAUAUUGAGGAGCUUCAUUGCAUUCAUCGUGAACUCCUAUCGAAUUUGAGCCUGGCUGUUAGCACGACAUUGGCGGUGGUAACGCUUGGCGAGGUCUUCAUAAAGAUUCGCGACCGACUGUUGAUUUACGGUGGCUACUGCGGUCAUGUGCAAAAAGCUCAGACACUCGUCUUGGAGAUAACCAAAAAUGAUGUUGAAAAGCGAAACAAAAUUCAGGAAUGUCAAGCUCAGUCAGACAACUAUAGUAAAUUUCAUCUCACAGAGCUCUUGACUGUUCCGAUGCAAAGAGUUUUGAAGUAUCAUCUCCUGCUUGAACAACUCUGUAGGUUAACAGAUGAUGAUCAUCCUGAAAAGCCCGAGUUGUUGACAGCUUUGGAUGGUAUGCGAGAGCUUGCGCAAACGAUCAACGAAGUGAAACGUGACUUGGACACCAUUAGUGCCAUUGAUCAAAUUCAAGCGAGGUAUGCCCAUAUUCUCACGAGUUCGAAUGCUCUUCUUCUUUGUUGA